Chinchilla lanigera (long-tailed chinchilla) is the source of this 456-nucleotide messenger RNA. It is a transcript of the gene Defb119, whose product is annotated as defensin, beta 119. The transcript is spliced from 2 exons. The coding region runs from base 127 to 375 and encodes 82 amino acids. The record is from RefSeq and is a predicted model, not a curated record. Gene Ontology annotation, molecular function: lipopolysaccharide binding. NCBI's taxonomy places the organism in Eukaryota, Metazoa, Chordata, Mammalia, Rodentia, Chinchillidae. Gene Ontology annotation, biological process: antifungal innate immune response; defense response to Gram-negative bacterium; defense response to Gram-positive bacterium.
GGCUGACCUUGUACAAAUCCCCUCCUGUUCUAAUUCGCUGCCUGUGGCUCUGCUGAUAAAAGGACCGGAGGGAACUCUGCUUCUUAACCUUGCAACUCAGCCACCAUCUCCCAGGCCCUGAGAGCCAUGAAGCUUCUUUUCCUGUUUCUUGCCAUUCUUCUGGCCAUGGAACCAGUGAUGCCAGGAAAAGAACUUCUUCGAUGCAUGGGCAACGCAGGAGUCUGUAGACCCUCUUGCAAAAAGAAUGAGCAACCCUACUACCACUGCAGAAAUUAUCAACCAUGCUGCCUCCAGUCCUACAUGAGGAUAAGCAUUACUGGUGCAGAGGCAAAUAGUGGCUGGUCCUAUGGGAACCACUGGCCCCGAACACCUUGAAUGCUGGCCAUCACACUCUUCAAACUUUCUGGGAACAAGAUGUGAUGUUAACCGCCCUCAUUAAAAGUCAUGCAUCUGCCA